Molecule: messenger RNA, 1611 nt
Organism: Naegleria lovaniensis
Lineage: Eukaryota; Heterolobosea; Eutetramitea; Acrasida; Naegleriidae
Exons: 2
Coding region: 1-1611 (536 amino acids)
Source: RefSeq, a predicted model, not a curated record
AUGAAACUUGGUGCCUUGUCCAAUCUCGUCAAACAGCAAAAGCUGCAACAAGCAGUAAAAACAUUCCGACAAGAAGAAAUCGAAGGAUCAUCUUCCAAUGAAAACACCACAAAAAGUCUCCUUUUUGAUAUUGGUACCUUUUCAUUGAGAGCUGGAUUAUUGUCAAGUAAUAGUAUUACUGAACCACAAAUUCCAGAUUUUCAUUCUUGGGUGUAUCGAUAUGACUUUACUCAUGGAUUUUCUAGAGGUCUCGAUGAAAACAAACGAUAUUUUGGUUUUAAAAGCCAUGAAUCAGCAUCCUUUGUUCCAUAUCCAAUUUUCAAACAAGGUGGAUGGUUGAGUAAUUUGAAUGAUUUUUCACAUUUAGUGUCCGAAGUUGUGAAAAAUGUCGAUCCAUCCAAACUUCGAUCCAGUACUGAGAGUUUACCAUUUCUAAUGACUGGAUUUGAGUAUUUGAAUGGUCAGAAAAUAGCAUUGGGAAAAUUAACACAAGUCGUCUUUGAAGAAUUGAAAAGCUCAAAAUUUGCCUUCCAGGAACAAACCAAAUGUGGACUAGUUGCCUCAGGAUUGACUACAGCCACCGUUAUUAACAUUGGAUAUGGUACUAAUUAUUCAAUUUCUUAUCAAGAUGGUCAAGCACAAACACAUGUAGAAAAUCAUGGUUUGAAUGGAAAUUAUUUGACUGAUGUUUUUGUCAAAAUUAUGACUGAUCGAGAACAAUAUGUCGAUACACGUUCCGAACGUAUUCGAGUCGUGAAAGCAAAGGAAGGUGCUUCUUUUGUUUCUUUAGAUUCAGAGAAUGAAAAUGUGCCUGCCAUCGAUUAUCAAUUGCCUGAUGGAAAAACAAUUCAUUUGGAGAAUGAGAGAUUUGAAGCGUUUGAAAGCUUGUUUGAUCCAACAAGAAAUAUUAUUAAUCCUUACAAGCCUAUUGAAGAAAAAUUUAUGUCUCUUCAAAAGAUGAUUUCUACCAGUGCACCAUCUGCACCAUCUAGUAAAAAAGCCAUGAUUGAGAAUAUUCUCUUGAUGGGAGGUGUAUGUUGUGUAGAGAAUUUACAAAAGAGACUCUUUAUGGAAUUGGAUAAAGAAUUCAACGACGAUACCAUGAAUUGGAAUAUCAAACAGCCAAGAGAUGUUAAUUUAGCAUAUAAGGGUCUUUCCAUGCUUGCUUCUCUUUCAUCCUUUGAAUCUUGUUACAUUACUCGUCAAGAAUAUGAAGAGAGUGGAGAAGGUGUUUAUGUCAGACGUUUCCCUCGUAUCAAAGUGGUUCAGAAUGAAGAAGUGGAAGAGAAGAGACGAAUUCAAGAGGAGAUUUAUGAAAGAAAUGAGGCAUUGAAAACAAAAGAAGAAGCUGAACAAGAAGAAGAAGCAAAACACCAACCACCAAAAGAAUCAUCAGCAAGCGAACCAUUGUCAGCAGGAACUACCUCAACAGCCAGCACAAAAACAGCAACUGCUGUGGAGAAACAGAACCCACCUCAAGAGAAAAAACCUGUUGCCCUCGACUUUGAUGCUCAAAUGGAGCAAUUAAAGAAGCUCAAAGAGUUAUUGGAUUGUGGAAUUCUAACCCAAGAAGAAUUCAAUGAAAAGAAAAAGAAGAUUCUUGGACUAUAA